AUGAUUUUUGCCCGAAAGUAUCCCGUGAUAGGUCACAUGACCGGAAGCCGGAAAUUACGACUGAGAUUGAAGACGUACUGGAACGCAAGAGAAACACCGUCCGCUGACCCGGAAGUGUUUGAAGAGACGCAAUACAACGUGACCGGAAGUUGGAGGUCGGAUAGCCGAAAUCCGGAAGUGAACCGGAAGAAAUCACAGCGCGCCUUUUUGUAA
Molecule: messenger RNA, 213 nt
Organism: Pelobates cultripes (western spadefoot toad)
Lineage: Eukaryota; Metazoa; Chordata; Amphibia; Anura; Pelobatidae
Source: the annotation of a GenBank genome assembly